This is a messenger RNA of Trichobilharzia regenti, 5751 nucleotides long. NCBI's taxonomy places the organism in Eukaryota, Metazoa, Platyhelminthes, Trematoda, Strigeidida, Schistosomatidae. The record is from the annotation of a GenBank genome assembly.
AUGACAUUAUAUGUCUAUCCACAAUAGUGUUUACCAGUUGGUUUAACGAUAUCCCACUUGCCCUAGUAACAGCUUUUAGUGCCCUUUUCAGCGAAACAAAGUCUUUCUUAAGUAGUCCAUGAAAGAUUAAUGGGGAGCUGUAAAGGGGAUGGGUAGAAUACAAGAAUUGAGAAAUUGAGAAAGCAAAGACAGCUUUAUGCCAGACUGCCUAAAUUUCCUAACGUAGAACGUUAAGCGAGACAUCUUUCUAGUAACUAGCAAGAUGUGGAAGGACCAGGAAAGAAGGGUGGAAAAACUCAACCCAAGGUACUUGACAUUAGAUGUAUUUUCAACCUCUAUGCCGUCAAUGAUAGUGGGGUCAUGUGAGCUAACUAGUUGCUGUAGUCAUGCAUAUUAGUGAUUUCGGGUGACUGAGCAAUUUUUCAAUUUGAUGAACUAUGACUUUCUUGAGAUGUUAUGUAGACGUACCAGCUAACACCAUUUUUUCUAUUUUCUGUCUUCUCGUCCCCUCCUCUCUCCUUUUGUAUUUUGUAAGUACAUAAAUUGAUGGUGACUUAAGCUAAAAAUGAAUUGUAAUGCUGCUUAUAUUUUGGAAGCAUUAAUGCUUUGUAUAACAUUUUCUCUACUUCUACAACAACAACAACAACUACUACUACUACGACUAAUAUCGAUCGGAUCACUGUGGUAUUUGAUUACCGUUAUUUAUGACCAUUGUUAUUUCAGGUAGUCUGUCGCAACCGAUGAGAACCUGUGAAAUAGGGUGAUGAUAUCAUUUUACACUGCGGAUCUGGUCUUUUUUACUCGAUUGAAAUAUAUAUUUUUUUAUUUUGUUUAAAUAGUAAUGUGAUUAUUCUCCUUAACAUGUAUAUACUUUGCAACGAAAUUUCAGUUUGGUUCAAUUCCUUCCUUUUACAGAAUUUGCAGUCAUCUACUAUCUGUUGUUAUGAUCUCUUUGGGUUGCAAGAGCGAAGUAAAUCUCCAGUAACUGAUCCCCAAAUUGUAACUCUAAUCUUCACUGGUCUUCAGCUGUUUUCAGGAAUACCCAUUGAAUUUCAUUUCCUCCAACUGACGGAAUCUCCUCCAUAUCCUUUUUAGAUGAAUGGCCAGCUCAUCGUUUCGCAAUCAGGAUUUCACUUACUCGAUGAUCUGGUGGUCUCCUCAGUGUGUAUCCGAUUCAUUCCUAUAUUAUUUGGAAUGUUUGGUGAGCAACAGAUUUUUUGUCACUUUAUUGUCAGAGUUCCUUGUCGCUAAUCCUUUCUAGUUAACCGUCUGAUCUUCAGUAUGGAGUCAUUGAAGGCAUUUGUUGAUGAUAGUCUGCAGCAGUCUUUUUAUUUAUUUAAACGCAUGAAAACUUGGUACAAUAUGGCACCAAGAAGGAUGCGCCACACAAUAAUAAAACAACAUAGAUCAAGAGAAAAAAUAUAUAAGUAGAGAACGGAUAAAGAAUUUCAUCUGGAAGGAAAACAGUCAUGCUUAACAAGUUCAAACAGUAUUUGUUAACUGUCAUCGGGAAGGGAAGAAAGAAGGAAAUUGCAACACGUUCGCCACUGAUUACGAUUCUUGGCCAUAUCCGAUAACAUUUCGAGCCAUCGAUUUGAGCUGUUGCUUCAUUUGAUUCAUUGCGUCAGGGCUGAGAUACUGCCCGGGCGCCCAGACCGAAGCAGGUGGUUUUAUUGAGGGACGCCCCCCGAGCCUUUGACUUGGAGUCUAAUCCGCAAAGCCGCGGAUCAGCGUCAGGAGCUGCAUUCUCAUGGUUUCCGGUGACCAAUAUGGGUUCAUACGCCAUUUGAUUCCAUUGGAUUCUGGAGCCUAUGUACCCCAUGGUAACUGCUUUUAGUUUGACCGCUAUCCAGACAACCUUCCUGACAUGGUAGGACCUGCAGGAACAUUAGUCCCAGUCAGUUUAGUUUGUUGGGUCACUGCAGUAUUCAAGCCAGACCACCACUGUAAGGUAGCAGUUAUCGACCGAGUGCAGCAGUCUACUGAAUAUGUUUUUAUAACGCCAACGUUUCUGACCUAUAUAUAGGAACUGAAUGAGUCAAAAAUGUUGUUGAAAAUUCGAAUUUCGAUCUUCAUACUGAGCGCUGAAGAGUUUUGCCCUAAUUUCAGAGUAAUAAAGGUCUAUCUUUCCUUACCGAUCCUGAUUUCGAUGGCUUAUCUGAAAACAUGCUUUAACUCUGCGCUCCACGUAUAUGCACCUUCAAAGCACAGGUCAAACUGUAUGUUGAAAGUCAAUUAAGAAUUUCAGAUGAGUACAGACUGUUGAGUUGAGACGAAGUAUAAUUGUGAGUAAGCUUGACGCACUGUUGUGGGAAAUCAGAGUAGCCUAAUCGUUUAGGUGGCAGAACGCCGUUAUCAAUCAGUAAUCAUUUUGAGAAUGAUGUUCUCUACCAAUAUAUUUCAAAGUAGUGUAAAACCUUACAUGAAACAUUGACAAUUAUUAUAGUGAAACACUGUCAAGUUUGAUCACCAACUGUAAUUGCCACAUCACUUUAAGACUCCUUCGUCAUAGUCAGUGGGCUUACUUUGCAACCUGAAAGUCCUGGAAUCUAACCCUCUUGGAGUCAUAGGCUCCUACUGAUGAAGAGUCUCAAACUAAGACGAAACAACUGUCCAUUACUCCCUGUGGCUUUUAAUGGCUUUCUAAAUAAUGUGAGUUUUGGUGAAAUAACUUUAAACAUUAAUCGAAUCCCUGGAAUCUUAUACUUGACAUAUGAUCCCACAUACUACUGAUUGAUUGAUGUGAAUAGGUAACUAGGUCGAGGUGAUUGGUAUGAUUAUUAACAAUAAUAAAUUGUGUUCGAAACUGUGGCAUCCAGUAAAUAAUACUGUUUCACUGUGUGGUAUACCUAAUAAACAAACUAAUAUAGAAUUACUUAAUACCGCAGUGCCCAAGUUUUGCACAUAUAAUAAUAGGUCGAGGUGAUUUAAAGACCACUGAACAACUCGUUUGCAGCCGAGCUCAUUAAGCUGCUGUUUACCAGGUAAGCCUUCACUCAGAGAGCUGAAUCAAUUCAUGCCGUAGGAAUUAUUUCCGGCUAGCUAUUGGGGAGAAUUGGGGAUAUCUUGAACCCAAUUCUUCAUUUGCAAUUUACAAAGUUCCAGGAGGAGGGAAAAUUUCCUCACAUUUCUUUCGUUGGAAACCAUAAUUAUUCAGAUCAUACGCCUGAUUGGUAAUAUAAAUAGAAAUCAAGAAAGUAAAUGCAAUCAUAUGAAACUGUAGUGAAGCUUCACCUUGAUUUGAUUUGACAGUUGAAACAUUUCAUUCAGUUUUCAUCAGAGUGGAUUGGGAUUUUUAAAGCUCGGCGAUGGAUUUAUUGUCCUUUCCACUGAGUUUAAUGUAUAGUGACCGAAAAGAACAAAUGACUCAAUAACCAUUUAGGCUCUUAGUUAGGUGUUUGGGUUAUGAGUGAAGUAUCUGUAACGAAGAUUUCGAUUAUUUUAUUGUUAAUUGCGCGAAUGCCUCUCAGGACUUAUGCAGUAGUAGUUUCUAUCUGAAAAAAGUGCUUAAAACUGAAUUCUAAACUCGAAUCUUAUCUUUUAAUCUUAACCUUUGAGCCUAAACGAGGGAUAUUGGGAAAUAUUCUUGACACUUCUUUUUACAGUUAUUCCUGUGACAGUUUAAAAAUAUGAACUUCUUUAUUUUCAAGAGUUAGUUUGUAGGUAUUUGUUUUAUUUCAAGUUCGACCAAGGAUUGAUAUCACUUAGAGAAUCGUUGAAAAAAAGCAGGGAGUACUAGACAGCUUUUUCGUUAGCUUAGUUUGAGACUCAUCGCCAGUACACAUCCACCACCUGGGUUCAAACCCAUAACCUCCCAGUUACAAGGAAAGCCUGUAAACAAUUCAGUUACUGGGACCCGAUCCAAUGGGCAGCCCAUGAAUUCUAACUUCUAUCAACUCGUGGUUUUAGCACUACCAUCGGCUAGUGUCAUCGGUGGCGAGCAUUUUUCCUGAUUCCCGACCAGAUGAACCCCACCUUCACCAGAGUGGUCACUGCCGGUGAGUCCUAAGUUGAGGGGAAACAGCUGUUCAGUACUCUUGGGUUUUCAGUGGUUCUGUAACUAGUAUCAGUUUGUGGUCAAACCUGAAACUUCUUUAUUCUUGGCUUCGAGAGCUGAUUCUGUCUAAUUUGAUCUGAAAGACCUGUAUCCUGUGGUCUUAUGAACGAUUUAGAACCGGUCGUUUAUGUUAAACAGAUAACGGAGUUAUUGUAACUGCUGAUUGACUGUCUCAAGUUGAAACCCUAAGUUCCACCGAAAACCAAAGGAAUCAUAAUGAUAAUAAUAACAGUAAUAGUCUGAGCGCAAACUUAGUUUGUUCACUUAAACAGGAGUCAUUUUAAUGAAUACCAACAUCCAUCCAUUCUCAAAAUUCUUUUGGAUAUUUUGGUCAGAUAUUAUUAUUACUGUCGUCCCCUUGGGUCCCGAGUGGAACAUAGGGCUUACUGGCUUUCAAGCCACAAACUCACCGUUAUUGGCUAAAUUUUCUCUGCAUAAAGCUAUACAAGCUAGAGUAAAGCUUGAAGAUCUAAGUAAAAGCUGAAUUUUAAAGGGAACCAUAUAUAUGAAAUUCAUUUAUUUGUUAUGUCUAAAAUAGUAGCCUAGUGAGGGGUCAUCGUUCACUUCAAUGUACUAGCAAAGUAAUACUGGUCAUAUUGUAGACAACCUGAAGUCGUUUAAAAUAAUCAACAAGCAAAAGAAACCUAGCUUGCUACGCUUUGCUGAAGCAAUUGCCAUCAAACGACUAAACCAAAUCUAUGUACGCAGAAAGAGACAGUGGUGAAUCUUGCACUGCCCUGAUGAUAACAAAAAUUAUACAACCUUCAUGAGUCACCUUUUUCAUGUUUAGAAAACUCUAUUCUCUCUCAUCUAAACAUGACUCACCCUACCUUGUUUCUUUUCUUUCCUUUUUUCAAUUGGCUAUUAGAUAAGAUGGUUUCUUUAGUUACGUAAUCUGCUUUUUUGUAAUACUCUUUCUAGCUAAACCUUGUUUCUACACACACACAUAUAUAUACAACCCUAUUUUUUGUUUGCAAGCCUAAUUGUCUAAUUAUUCCAUAAACAGUCAGUGUUUGUAACUCUUAAUCAGUUAAAUCAUUCCGGACUAAUGUUACUUUUAAUUCCUACCAAUUACUUCUUAUGAUCAUGGAAAAGUAUGUUCAUAUCUUUAAUGUAAUUCUUAUUUUUUUAAAGUUCAGGUUGUAACUAGUUGAGAAGAAUCCUCGAAAUAAUAAAAGAUGAGCUCGUAUUAUCAUGGUACAAUUGUUGUUUUUGCUUUGUUAAAGUAAUAUUGACUAUUCUAUUACAACCAAUCAGAGCACUGUGUUUACAUACGUGUUCACGUGAUGACACGGCUUGUUGUUUUUAGUGGUAGUAGUAAUAUUAGUAGUGGGUCAUAAAUGUUAAAAUAUUUAUCACAAUACAGGUGUAAUAACGCUUCAAGAAACUUGACUCCACGAUUCCUAUGAUGAUAAUAUAAUCUGUCAAAAUGGUUUCACUAUGUACUGACAAGAGCGAAGCAGUUCAAGGAAGAAGCGAGGUAGUUGUGUUGCUACUUUUAUCAGUUCCCAGUGGUGUGUUGCCAACAACGUCUGCUUUAAAUUCUCAAAUGACAAUAUUGGUUCUUUAACCAUUAAAUGUCGACCUAAACACCUGUCGAAUUAUAACUUCAUUUUUAUCAUUAACAUUUAUGUCACACCUUGUUGUAGUACUUCAGAAGUAUUCAUGUUUGCUAAUGAAUUCACUAUUUUCGC